AUUUAAGAGCCGACUGGUGCGCUGCCUCGCUUCCGGCACCUAUAUUGUGCGGCAACUUUGCUCUCUAGGCAUUGCGGUCUACACACCCAGCGUUGCAUUGUCGACCGUAAUUGGCAUUCCCUAUUGGGCAUCCAUUGUGGGCAUGGCUCUGAUUUGCAUAUUUUUCACCAUCAUGGGUGGUUUGAAAGCAGCCAUCAAUGCCGAUGUCAUACAAACUGUAACGGUAAUUUUAGUGACACUAGCUGUCAUUGUGAAAGGUCUCAUGGUCAGUGGUGGCGUACAACACGUCUACGAAACGAAUCGCGAUAACGGCCGUUUACAAUUCUUCAACUUCACCGGCGACAUGACCGUGCGCGUAGACACGCUUUCCGCUUGGAUUGGUCAAUUGUUCAUGUCUUUGUCACAGUUUGGCUGCCAGCAAAAUUUCAUGCAGCGUUAUGUUUCGCUAAAAUCCAUGAGUGAUGUGCGACGCGUUAUGAUGACAAAUAUUCCCAUCAUCGUCGUAUUCUUCUCGCUCUCCUGGCUCUCGGGUAUGGUAAUCUAUGCCAGCUAUAUAAAUUGUGAUCCGUACGCUGAGGGUUACAUACAAAAACCAGAUGAAAUUUUGCCAUUCUUCGUAGAGGACCAGUUGGCCGUAAUACCCGGUUUCGUGGGCAUCUUCAUGGCCAUGCUCUUCAAUGGUGCCUUGUGCAUGAUGGUUUCGAAUUUGAAUUCAUUAGCCACUGUUUGCUGGGAGGAUUUCGUCUCGCAAAUACCACAAUUCAGGGGACUCAGCGACAAGCAACAGCUUUUCAUCCUAAAGAUUAUAACCGUCAUUUGUGGCUUGAUUACCAUUGGUGUUGCCUUUGGUGUGGGUCUACUGUCCGGCGUAAUUGAAUCAUCGUUGCUGGCAUUUUCGGCUACAUCUGGCCCAUUAUUGGGUUGCUUCAUGUUGGCCAUGCUGGUGCCGAUUGCUAAUUGGAAGGGUACAUCCGCUGGCAUGAUUGCAUCGUGCGCUUUCGUACUAUGGAUAAUCGCUGGCAGCGCCACUGUCGACAAGACGGCUCAGAACACUUUCCUACCCACAUCCACAGAGGGCUGCACCAACACAACUUUCUCAGCGUCUAUAACUAAACCGAAGGACCUCGAACAGUCUUGGCUGAUCUCGCAUUCGCUGCUCAACAAUUCGUCGCCGCUGCAAGAAACAAUUAUGGCGCCUGAACGCACCCCAAUGGAGACAUUCUACUCCAUCAGUUACAUGUACUACAGUUUGCUGGGAGCUGUGAUUACGGUUGGUGUUGGCGUCAUAAUCAGUUAUCUAACACGCGAUCCCAAAGACGCCUACGAUGCAAAGCUCCUACAUCCGAUGGUAUUGCGUUGGUGCGAACGUUUCCCCGGCGACAAACCCUAUAUAAUCGGUGAUGCCAACAGUGAUUUGACCACAGUCGAUAAAGCAAAAGGCGCUAAAGUGAAUCUGGCAUUUGAUGGACAAACCGAAUCAAAUAUCAUUAUUGGCACCAGCAAUGAAAAACAAAAACAUAAUCCCAUUGAUGUUGUUUUCACCAAUGGACAAAAUGGCCACAAAAAUGGCAGCACUGAUGAGCGUAGCAUAACCAAGGGUAGUCAAGCGAGGGCGGCUGAAAUGGAUACACCACCGAGCGCUGGCGAAAAUGGCACAUACCGGCAGUUCAAAGAGAAAGAGACAGUGUGAUAUGCAUCGUUAGUUGGUGAAUGACCUAUGAUGAUAUGCGGAGAGGACCCUUGAUAUUUGCAUCGUAGAGACUUAAGUUAAUUUACUUAAUAUUUUAAUGCUAUUUUGCUAAUGUUAUUAUAUACAUACAUAUAAUAUAUACUAUAUAUUACUAUAUAUUUUAAGAAAAUAUAAAGUUUAUUGUUAGUAAUGUUUAAGUCUGAAAGUUACAAAUAACUUAAAAGCUUCUAAACUAGCUGGUUAAGAUAAUUACACCAGAAUUUAUACACACAUACAGAUAUUAGAAAUAUUACUACUUAGAUAGUUAGUUAACUAAGUCAUGAAUUAAUGAUGUAUGUGAAGAUGAUGAAGACACUGUGAUCAUUAAUUAAUUUGACUACUUGUACUGAUCGAUUCAACAUGUAUAUGCAUACGUAUAUAUGGUAUGUAUAUGUUCACAUUCGUGGGCACAAUAUAUAUAAAUAUAUUUUUUGACGUAUAUUGAUAUAUCUAUGUAUAUAAAUUAAAGUUACAUUUUACAAAAAUUUGUUAUAUGUACGUUUGUACGAUGCAUUCAUGUCUUAGAAAUAAGUACAUAAAAUGAAGAACUAUUAUAUACAAUGCAUAUAUGAAAAAAAAUUAGCAUUUAAGACCCACAAAACAUGAAUUGUAAGUACAUAAUAAAUUAAACGAGCAGUUAUAUUUAAGACAUACAUAUAAAUUAUCGGAUAUAAGCAUACUCGUAUGUAGCUAAACAGUUAGUGUUUUAAUACGAAGCCCUUUUUGAAGAAUAAAGUGUAGAGUUUUAAGUAUAAAAAAA
Molecule: messenger RNA, 2489 nt
Organism: Bactrocera dorsalis (oriental fruit fly)
Lineage: Eukaryota; Metazoa; Arthropoda; Insecta; Diptera; Tephritidae
Product: sodium-coupled monocarboxylate transporter 1
Biological process (GO): transmembrane transport; sodium ion transport
Cellular component (GO): membrane
Molecular function (GO): symporter activity
Source: RefSeq, a predicted model, not a curated record